AUGCCCAAUAAAGAUAUAUGUAUAGAUAGACAACUUCCAAUGAUGGAUUCCAAGGAAGUUGUGGUUCAUGUGAAGAACCUUGAGAAGUCGAAAACCAACGAUGAAGCAGUUUUACAAAUACUAAGUGUUCUUGAGAAAGAAAUUGUUCCAACUGAGAAGCUGUUGCGAGAGACCAAAGUUGGUGUGGAAGUGAACAAGUUUAAGAAGUCAGGCAAUCCUGAGAUAGCCAGAUUAGUCAAGAAAAUGAUAGGAUCAUGGAAGGAUGCUAUCAAUAGGAGUAAAAAAAGCAAGCUACAACAGGCGCAAUCACAAGAUAUCCCAACACCUAACAACGGCCCAUCGACCGGUAAUGUCGAAUCAAAGAAACAAGAAAAAUUCGUAUCGACUAAACCUAGAAGUAGCAGAAAUGAUGGUGUGGAUACAAACAUUUACAAUCAUAAGCUCCGUGAUAUGGUAAUCAAAGCAUUAUAUGAUGCUAUCGCGAAAGAAAGUGAGCAUCCUCCAAAAUCCAUUCUUACAACAGUUAAAUCUAUCGAAGAGGAGUUACACAAGUUGAAUAACUGUGAAACAAAGGAAAAGGGCUAUAAGGAAAAAUACCGUGUUAUCUAUUCCAAUAUUAUUUCAAGGAAUAACCCAGAUUUGAAGCACAAGAUUGCAAAUGGCGAUAUUACACCUUUCUAUUUGGUCAACUGUGAUCCAAAGGAGCUAGCUCCAGAGUAUUUGCGGAAAAAGAUUGAAGAAAUUGCUAAACAAAACUUAUUUAAUGCUCAAGGUGCUACAGUUGAGAGAUCUGUCACCGAUAGAUUCACCUGUGGUAAGUGUAAAGAAAAAAAAGUCUCUUAUUAUCAACUCCAAACAAGAUCUGCUGAUGAACCUCUGACCACUUUUUGUACAUGUGAAGUCUGUGGUAAUAGAUGGAAAUUCUCCUGA
Molecule: messenger RNA, 930 nt
Organism: Zygotorulaspora mrakii
Lineage: Eukaryota; Fungi; Ascomycota; Saccharomycetes; Saccharomycetales; Saccharomycetaceae
Gene: DST1
Product: transcription elongation factor DST1
Exons: 1
Coding region: 1-930 (309 amino acids)
Biological process (GO): regulation of mRNA 3'-end processing; transcription elongation by RNA polymerase II; transcription antitermination
Cellular component (GO): nucleus
Molecular function (GO): zinc ion binding; RNA polymerase II transcription regulatory region sequence-specific DNA binding
Source: RefSeq, a predicted model, not a curated record